Closterium sp. Naga37s-1 is the source of this 2355-nucleotide messenger RNA. The record is from the annotation of a GenBank genome assembly. Lineage: Eukaryota; Viridiplantae; Streptophyta; Zygnematophyceae; Desmidiales; Closteriaceae.
AUGAUCGUCACGAAGCCGGUGGACGUGCCGGGCCCAGCGCGGCGGCAGGCCGGCGUCGCGCGCGGGUCUGCCGUGAGUUACGCGUCCGCGCUGCUGCACCGCUCGUCCUGCCAAGCCGGAGUUGCUGCCGCGCCCAAGGCCGCCGACCCGCACCCACCCUCACAUCUCGACGCGCUUAGGCCGCAGCCACAGAAAAAGUCCGAGCCGAAAAUGCCGCCGCAGCAGCAGCGGCCGCAGGCGGUAUUGCAGUGGCCCACUUUGGGCCGGCAGUCGCAGGAGUCGUCGCAAGUCCAGGCAGUAGCGCAAGGGGCACAGGCUGUGCGACAGGCAGAAUCGCAGGAAGGGUCGCAGGCAAUAGGCCCGCAGCCAGUUAAGAAGCAGCAAGUGGCGUGGGGGCGCAACGCUCCCAGACCACAAGCGCAGGAGAAACCAGUGCUGGAACCGCAGCCGCAGCCGCAGUCGCAGCCACAGUCGCAGCCGCAGCAGCAACCGCAACAUCCGUCGCAGCGACAGUCGCAGCAGUCUCAGCCAAAGCCUAAACCCGAGGCCCAGCCAUCGCAGCGAGGUGCUGAACAGGCGAGUGACCACGAGUUCGAUUUCGACGACGUGUUCGGCCCGUCGCCCGCCUCUUCCGGGCGGCUGUCGUCUUCCAGCAGCCUCGACUCGUCGCACGACGCGUCGUCCGGUCGCCUGGCGACGGCGAGCGGUCGCAAUCUGCGCACGGUGGCGGAGAUGGACGAGGACGACCUGGCGAGCUGGAUGGCCGACGAGCAGCUCGCGGAUCGCGCGGCGGGCAUGGCGGGCGAGGAGCCCCCGGAGGUGAUCACGCACCGCUCGCACUCGCUCGUUGGACCCGCGCCCAUCACGCCGCGGCAGAGCGUCGCGCGAUCCAGCAGCCGCCGCGCGUCGCUUGACGAACCCGACAGCGCGCGACCGUCGUUGCUGGGAACGUCGCCGUGCGUGCGAUCGAUGGAGUCGCCGAAGAAGGCCGUCGCACGUGCGAUGCUAGAUGCUGGGAUGGCGGCGGAUGGGAGAGAGGGGGCAGCGGCCGUAUCAGGAACAGGAGCGGAGGGCGGUCGGGACAGUGAUGCGAGUGUCGCGAUGGAGGCGAGGGAGGAGGGGGGAGCGGCGGAGAAGGCGGACAAGGUGGGGCCGGAAGACUUCGAGCUGCUGCGAGUGGUGGGGCAGGGCGCCUUCGGCAAGGUCUUCCAGGUGCGGCGAGGAAAGGUCUUCCAGGUGCGGCGAGGAAAGGUCUUCCAGGUGCGGCGAGGAAAGGUCUUCCAGGUGCGGCGAGGAAAGGUCUUCCAGGUGCAGCACCGGUGGACGGGCGAGAUAUUCGCGAUGAAGGUGAUGAAGAAGCAGCGCAUCCUGGAGCGCAACCAGCGCGACUACAUGCAGGCGGAGCGCGAGAUCCUCACCAAGGUCGUCCACCCCUUCGUCGUGCAGCUGCAGUACUCCUUCCAGACGAGUGCCAAGCUGUAUCUGAUUCUGGACUUCAUCAACGGCGGACACCUCUUCUUCCAGCUCUACCGCCACGGCACCUUCAGUGAGGACUUGGCGCGCAUCUACACGGCGGAGCUGGUGCUGGCGGUGGGGCACCUGCACGCACGCGGCAUCAUGCACCGCGACCUCAAGCCCGAGAACAUCCUCCUCGACUCCGAUGGCCAUAUCAAGCUGACGGACUUUGGGUUGGCGAAGGAGGUGCGGGAGAGUGAUGCGCGGAGCAACUCGCUGUGCGGCACGAUGGAGUACAUGGCGCCUGAGAUCAUCCAGGCUCACGGCCAUGGCUUCCCCGCUGACUGGUGGAGCAUCGGCGUGCUGCUCUUCGAGAUGCUCACUGGGCAGCCGCCGUUUUCAUGCGGCAAUAGGCAGAAGCUGCAGCAGCGCAUCGUGAAGGAGAAGGUGAAGCUGCCGCAGUACCUCACCAGCGAGGCACACUCUCUGCUGCGUGGGCUGCUGCAGAAGGACCCAGCGAAGCGGCUGGGCAGUGGGGCGCAGGGGGUGGAGGAGAUCCGGGCGCACAAGUGGUUCCGCGGGGUGCACUGGGGGCGCCUGGAGGCGCGCGAGGUGGUGCCGCUGUUCCGCCCCACGGUGACGGGCGGCAAGCGGUGCACGGCCAACUUUGACGAGAUGUGGACGCAGAUGCCCGUGCACGACUCCCCCGCCGGCACGCCCACCAUGCACGGCGCCGACGCCCUGUUCCGCAACUACACCUUCACCGCCGCCCCGCCCGCCCUCUCCACCGUGGACAGCGACAGCGAUGGCGAGGUGGGCAGCGGCGAGUCGGAGGCGAGCGAGGAGGGAGAGGAGGAGGGAGAGGGAGGCGAGGGGGAGGAGCAAGUGGAGAGGCUGUGA